Messenger RNA from Saccostrea echinata, 2285 nucleotides. Its product is annotated as aquaporin-5-like. The record is from RefSeq and is a predicted model, not a curated record. Lineage: Eukaryota; Metazoa; Mollusca; Bivalvia; Ostreida; Ostreidae. The coding region runs from base 860 to 1759 and encodes 299 amino acids. Gene Ontology annotation, molecular function: water channel activity. Gene Ontology annotation, cellular component: plasma membrane. Gene Ontology annotation, biological process: transmembrane transport. The transcript has 3 exons.
UGACAUGUAUUAUAGACAAUACUGAUGUUAAUGAUCAUAAACUUUGAAAUUCCCUCUUCUGAAAUAAUUUAAAUCGGUAAUAACAGAGACGUUCGGAAAAACUGAAAUCACAAAAUAUAAUAUUGACUUGAAUAUGGGCUGCUAUUUGAUUGUUUGGUAUUAUAUGACUGGGAUGUGAGAAUGUUCUUUUAAGUUUAGAAAUAUGCUUCAUAUUACUGCCAUUAAUCAAUUCUAUUUGAUAUCAACAGUCUACCUUUCCUCAAAGGUUUGGCGCACACUUUGAUAAAUAAAACUCACACAAUUUGCACCAUCUCUCAUCCUGAAUGGAACAAUAUCCAUUAUAAUACAGCAUUAGAAGUUAGAUUAGUGAUUAAUUAAAGUAACAUCACCAUAUCACCUAUAUGAGAUAAAUCAAAGACAACUACAUGAUGAAAUUAAUAUCUGAUGAUAAUUUGCUGGCCUUUUUUAUUCCCGCGACUAAUUAUAAUGCCAUCAGUAGAUUUCUGAGUUGGACCAAUAUCUAUUUGAUUAACCUAAUGCAGUUUCUCGGGGACCGUGUAUUGUGGGUUCGUAUUUUUAUGUAGCAUCGGCUUCUGAUGGUGAAAUAUGGAUCACCCAGUGCUGAUCUAAAUGUCUGUGAUGCUUUGCGUGACAGAACCAAACUCUGGCCCUUCUCUGUCACGGUUAGAACUGAUAAAUACACUCUAAGUGCCGCCCCAGGCACAGAAGCCUCCUUUUGUCGACACACACAGCAACAUUUUUACUUCCCUCAUCAUGAUCAAUUCGUAUAAAAACAAAAACGGUACGAUUGUUAUUUUGCUGCAAUACUUGAUUCUGGUCACAUUUCCCCUUUGGCUUCAUGGAAAGACCUGCUCGAAGAAACUUAUCUAAAAGAAUCGUGUCCGGAGACUGGAAGCGCCGCUUUAGAAUGCUGACGAGUAUUGACGACCUUCGAUCCCUCCGCUUCUGGAAGGCAGUGGCGGCCGAAUGUGCUGGGUCACUUCUGCUGAUUCUUGUAGGAUGUGGCUCGUGCAUAGACUGGGAUAAGGAAAACAAAGUAGUAAGGGUAUCUCUUUGUUUUGGGCUAUCUUACGCCACUGUCAUCUGGACUUUCAAUCACGUGAGUGGCGGUCACAUAAACCCCUCCAUCACGUUCGCUCAUUUUGUGACAAGGCGUGUAAGCCUGGCUCGAACUAUCCUGUAUAUUGUGGCUCAGAUAAUUGGAGCUCUGAUUGGGGCUGGGAUUCUUAAGGGUCUCACCCCAUCAUCGCGGGGCGGGGCCGCUACAAAACUUCACCCGGAGAUGAAUAGUGGUCAAGGAUUUGGUGUGGAGCUCUUCAUUACCUUUUUCGUUGUUUUGACCUACUUUGCUACUCACGACCGGAAAAGAAAAGACCUUAGCGGAUCCUUCCCCUUAACCAUAGGUCUAGCAAUCGCCGCUUGUCAUCUGUUUGCCUACAGCUUCACAGGAGCAAGCUUAAACACGGCGAGAAGUUUUGGUGCCGCGGCCAUGGAUGGAGAAUGGAGUGAUCAUUGGAUUUACUGGUUAGGCCCAUUCGUUGGGGCCACGUUAGGAGGACUGGUGUAUGACAACUCUUUUGCUUUGAAUGCUUCACUGGAAAAAGCUCGAGCUUUCCUACUGGCGAGUGAAUACGAACACGACAGUUAUCCAGCAAAGAAAACUAAAAUCAAAGUAAUUCAGGAAGAAACAGAAGAAGUUAAAAAUACCUCAGACAAGCCAACAGUGGAAUCAGCCUGAACAACCUAUACAUAAUGAAUACAGGCAAUGGUGUAGAUAGAACGAAUUAAUUUGAAAACAUUACAUGUAGUGAUUCCAUUUUUUCUUCGUCGUUUUUUUCCGGUUGUUCUUCGAACACUCCUCCCAAAGGUUGUUUUUCUUCAGCUUGUGGAUCGAUCAUUUCACAAAUCACGACAGACCUUCCGUUGUUGUUGGUAACCAGAAAUGUUUUCUGCUUGUUCUUGAAUAACGUUAAAGCCAGCGGUAAAUCUAAACCGUCUGCCUUUGACAUUACUAUUUCUUUUUGUUCCCCAUCCAAAGUGAAUCUGCAGAUGUUGUGAGACCAGCGACCAACGACUAGCAAACUUUGAUCGUAUAUCUUUAAAUCUCGGCAGUACUUUAGUGAGUCUCCGAACAUUAUGGAAUAAUUUCCGGAUGAAGAAAUGCUAUGAAUGGUGUCAGUUUUCCAUCCUGUAAAAUACACAUUUUCGUUGUCGUCUGAGCAAAUGUACCUCGCAGAACAAUCUCGAACUGCUGUUGUUUUAAG